AUGCCCCCGAUAACGGUGUUCACUGGUUUUCUUGGAGCCGGAAAGACCUCCAUCAUCCUGUCUCUUCUUCCACAACUUCCAAAAGACUAUAAAGUCGUACUGCUGAAGAACGAAUUCGGCGACAUCGAGGUCGACAGCCAACUGGCGAAGCAAUCCAGCCUGACGGCAGUCAGCGAAAUUCUCAAUGGAUGCAUGUGUUGUGUGCUUGUCGGCCAGAUGCAGACUGCGCUCCUUGAGAUUCGAGAAAAGUUUAAUCCCGACCGCAUCAUUAUCGAAUGCUCAGGUUCCGCCUUCCCUGCCACUCUUGCGUUUCAAAUACGCGAAUUAGAGAAGUCAACGAACGGAGACCUCAAACUCGACGCUAUCGUUACAGUUAUCGACGCAGAAAAUUUUACUGGAUAUGAGGAUACUUCACCGACUGCCAGGAUGCAAGCAUCUUAUACCGACAUUAUCCUCGUCAAUAAAUGGGAGGAUGUCACUGAGCGCGCACUAGACACUGUCAUGGAUCACCUAUACACGCUCAACGAAUUGACGCCCAAGAUACGAUGUCAAGGACGUCAGGGUGUAGACCCGAAGCUCAUAUUCGGCAUCGACACAAAACUAUUCGCUGCAUCAGAACCACCCAUUGUUGAGCCGACGCAUAACGACGAGGUCGAGACAGUGACUAUCUUCACCGGCAGGUCUCCCCACCAACACGAACACAAGCACGCGGAAGGCAUAGAGGAUGAUGUCCGCGAGGAAGAUCCCCAAACCAUUGACGAGCAAGUAUUAUCAGAUGCGCUGGCCAAACUGUCCAAAGAGAGUGUCUGGCGAAUCAAAGGCUUCAUACGGUUGACUGGGAAAGGUCGGAACAUAUUGAACUGGGCAUUCGGGCGCUACGAGCUGACCGCAAUGGAUGAUGAUAACGCGGGCUCAGAUAAACCUGCGCUGAGUUUGACGGCGAUGGGUGAAAGGGCUGAAGUUAGACGGAAAUUACGCAGGCGUGAACUCGCGGAGCCAGCGUCAUUUUCUCUCUCCACACCACAACAGCCGCAGAUCAUCUUUCCAAUUUCAUUUUCCAUCUGGUGCCUUGCCGUCCCUGUUUGCUGUCUCUCUCAACACUCGCUCGUCCCCUCCACUCUUUUUGCCCCCUCGCCAAUGACUGUUACGAUGACGACACAACUCCCCGCCACGAAUACGAAAUGGACACCCCCGCCUGGUCGACUGGGAAAUUUGACGUCCACCCAAGAAGCCGCCCUCGCCAAAAUCAAGAGCGAGUUACAAGCCAGUGAAGCGUUCAUCGAAGCUCGCCACGACGAUGCUACCUUGCUCAGAUUUCUCCGAGCUCGCAAAUUCGAUGUCCAGAAGGCCAAGGAGAUGCUGCUGAAGGCUGAGAAGUGGCGGAAAGAAUUCAAGGUUGCCGAAUUGGUUUCGACCUUUGAUUUUCAUGAAGAGCGGGAAGUCGACAAGUACUACCCCCAAUAUUAUCACGCGAUGGACAAGUCAGGUCGCCCUGUUUACAUCGAAUGCAUCGGAAACUUGAACAUGAAGGCCUUAUACGCCUGUACCACACAAGAACGACUCCUGCAGCACCUCGUUGUCGAAUACGAAUCAUUCCUCACAACUCGCUUGCCUGCCUGCUCCGCUGCUGUUGGUCAUCCCGUCGAAACAUCCUUGACCAUUCUCGACCUGGGAGGCGUAUCUCUUUCCAAUUUCAUACGCGUAAAGGACUAUGUGAACGCCGCCACAACGAUUGGCCAAAACUACUAUCCAGAGUUGAUGGGGGCCUUCUACAUCAUCAACGCGCCGUGGGCAUUCACCGCCAUCUGGUCCGUCAUAAAAAAGUGGCUUGACGAGCAAACCGUGCGCAAGGUUCACAUUGUGGGCGGGCCCAGCGUCUACCGGCCAUUAUUGCUGGAGCAAAUCGACAAGGAGAUGUUGCCGCAGCAGCUUGGAGGGGAGUGUGUUUGUGAAGGCGGUUGUUCGAUGAGUGAUAUGGGCCCGUGGAACCCUAAACCACAUGCGGGGCUCGAAGAGAAGGAGAAGAUUUUUGAGGAAACGGAAGUGGUGGUAGAGCGUCCCGUUGAGCCAGAUGGGCAGGUACUGUCGUCUUGA
Mycena indigotica is the source of this 2094-nucleotide messenger RNA. RefSeq names its product cobW domain-containing protein. Lineage: Eukaryota; Fungi; Basidiomycota; Agaricomycetes; Agaricales; Mycenaceae. The record is from RefSeq and is a predicted model, not a curated record. The transcript has 12 exons. Bases 1 to 2094 code for a protein of 697 amino acids.